CAUUUGUGAGAAUUUGAGAAUCGCGCAGUUUGAAGUUCCGGUACAUCUGCCUCAUGGCUACUUUAAGCAAAGAGGAGUAUCUAAAACGGUACUUGUCCAACGAAGUUACCAAAGACAAGAAAAAGAAACGAAAAAAAAUCUCAGCCAAUAUCAAGAAGACCAACGUGAAGAUCAUCGACGAUGAUAUAGAUUUUUCAUCUUUAGAUAAGUCUGUUGACAUUGGUGCUGAACCUGAUGAUGAAGCCCCAACAAUCGCAGAAUUUGUUGAUGAAAGACCAGAACACAUCCGGCAACUUGAAGAAUACAGAAAUACUGGGCGAUGGAAGACGCUUGGUAAAGAUGAGCAGAAGCAAGAUAUUGCAUCCAAAGAUUAUGGUGUAAUUGCAGUGGGGAGUAAUAAUCUGGCCAAAACAACUGAAGGAUCAGAUAUAAGGAGUUUUGAUCAAGAUUAUUCUUGUAAGAACAAAAGACACUAUGAUUCAGACUCUGAUCAUUCACCUCUGCGAAAGAAGGCAUAUCUCUCAGGAGAUGACUCAGACACAUCAACUUCAAGACCUUUAAAUCGGACUACACGGCAGUUCACAGUAACAGCAUGUGACACACAUAUUCAGCAAGUAAGAAAACACAGACAUGAUAGUGACUCUGAUGAAUCCUUUGUGAGAAAAAAGAGGCAUGAUAGUGAUUCUGACCAUUCGCCACCCAGAAAACAAAAACACUGCCAUGGCUCACCCUCAAGAAAAUCAAGUGGACAUGAUCAACAGCAGAUCCAGAAGAGACAGGGAACAGAACUACAAAGUGACUCUUCAGUUCCCAGAAGAAAACCUCAAGAAAGUGAUUCUGACCAAUCACCACCUAGGAGAAAAGAGAAUGAAUCUGAUUCUGACCAAUCACCACCAAGGAAAAGAGAUAAAGGAUCUGAUUCAGACCAGUCACCACGAAGGAGAAGAGACAAAGGAUCUGAUUCAGACCAAUCACCACCAAGAAAAAGAAAUUCAGAUCAGUCUUUAUCAUGGAAACAAAAGGAUGCCAAACCAAGCAAAACUCUGGGUGGAGCAAAGGCUGGGCUGUCAACUGCCCAAGAAAUGAAGAAAGAGGCUCAGAAACUAAAACAAAAAGAAGACGCAAUGUUUCAAAAGAUUGAUAAAGAUGCACUUGGAAAGGAUGCAGGAACAGUUUUCCGUGAUAAAUCUGGCAGGAAGAGGGAUUUGGCAGCAGAAAAAGAGAAGGAUGAAGAGGAAGCCAAAAGAAAAAGUGCGAUGGACCAGAAAUACAAAGAGUGGGGUCAAGGGUUGAAGCAAAAAGAGAUGCAGGAACAAGUCAUGCAGACUUAUCUCCAUGAGAUGGCAAAGCCUCUCGCACGGUACAAAGAUGAUGAAGAUCUGGACCGUAUGAUGAGAGAUCUUGACCGCGAAGGCGAUCCAAUGGCUGCAUUCUUAAAAAAAAAGAAAACCAAGGAAGAAUCGGGAAAUGGAAGACCACAGUACAAAGGGCCAGCUCCUCCUCCAAACAGAUUCGGCAUCAUGCCUGGAUACCGGUGGGAUGGUGUGAAUAGAUCGAAUGGCUUUGAGAAACAGUUGUUUAGCAAAUUGGCUGAUAAAAAAUCAAUUCAAGAAGAGGCCUAUAAAUGGAGCACUGAAGACAUGUAGAUCUGACUGGUAGUCACAGGAAACAUAAGGACCAACAUAUGGUUGAACAGUGCAAAUUGACUUUACAUGUGUGUGCAUAUGCAAGCUAUAUAUUUUUGUGUGUUUAUUUGUGCUAAUUAUAUUUAAUAAAAUAUUGCCAUCCACA
Molecule: messenger RNA, 1791 nt
Organism: Pomacea canaliculata
Lineage: Eukaryota; Metazoa; Mollusca; Gastropoda; Architaenioglossa; Ampullariidae
Product: BUD13 homolog
Exons: 6
Coding region: 54-1646 (530 amino acids)
Biological process (GO): mRNA splicing, via spliceosome
Cellular component (GO): U2-type spliceosomal complex; RES complex
Molecular function (GO): RNA binding
Source: RefSeq, a predicted model, not a curated record